UUCACCACCAUCAUCGCCGGCAACCACAGCCUCGCCGGAAAAUGAAUAUUCCGGCAAUCGAGUUCUGCUCCUCCGAACGCCUUCCGAAUGCAAGAGUUCCUGUUCAUCGCCGUCACAUUCUCCAUGAAAAACACUAGAACAAGUUUUAUCUGUCACAUUUUCAGAAGUUAUCCGUUUCUUAUCGCUCUAACCGAGGGGAAAGGUAUCAAUUUUGCUUCCUUCAAACUGAUUUUCUGAUCCGGCGAUGUCAACACGUAACGUAGUACUUACUCUGAUGCAUUGAUUGCGGUGUACUUUCUCCAUCGAUCAUGAAUAAUUUCUGUAAAAAAAGUGAGGGUUUCCUGUAGGCAUUUAGUGAAUUUUUUUUGUACGAAGGAGCCAGUUUUGAUUUUAAUUCGUCAACAGUUCGUAACAGCCCUCUCUCCCUCUCUUCUGAGAAGAGGAGGAACUAAGUAUAAUUAAGGUAGAUUAAUUUAUAGUUUAGUAAAUAGCUAUGCAUUUCCAGAUGAAGAUUCAACCGAUCGACAAUCAGACUUAUGAAGAGUCGGUUAACUGCGAAUCCCCGGCGACGGUGACGGUAAAGCCGGUGUUGAAGUCUCGGCUGAAGAGGCUUUUCGAUCGGCAAUUCCCUAGUGUUCUAAAGAAUAAUUCGGAGAAAUCAAACGGAGCCGGUGAAGUCAAAGAUGGAGAAUUCGAGCCGAGCUCUGUCUGUUUGGCUAAAAUGGUUCAGAAUUUCAUCGAAGACACCGUUCCUGAGAAGCCGAAAUGCGGCCGAAAUCGUUGCAAUUGUUUCAACGGAAACAUCAACGACAUUUCCGAUGACGAAUUCGAUCUCUCUGCUGCUGGAUUUUUUGGCGAUUCUACUAAUCCUAACUCCUGGUCCGGAGAUUCUUUCGAAACUCUCAAGAGCUUGACGCCCUGCGCGAAUGUUAGCCAGAGAAAUCUCUUAGCAGACACAUCUAAUAUUGUUGAGAAGAACAAAGCUUGCAAGCGGAAAGACGAAUUGAGGAAAAUUGUUGCCGAAGCAUUACUCUUAAUCGGCUACGAUGCUUCAAUUUGUAAAUCGCGUUGGGAAAAAUCCUCUUCCUAUCCUGCCGGUGAAUACGAAUACCUAGAUGUCAUCGUUGAAGGCGGAGAUAGGGUGUUGAUUGAUAUAGAUUUUAGAUCGGAGUUCGAGAUAGCUCGGCCGACCGGAAAUUACAAAGCAAUCCUUCAAUCACUGCCGUACAUCUUUGUCGGCGAAGCCGAUCGUCUGCAACAGAUUCUGUCAAUUGUAUCUGAGGCGGCGAAACUGAGCUUGAAGAAGAAAGGAAUGCACAUUCCUCCAUGGAGGAAAUUCGAGUAUAUGAGAUCCAAAUGGCUGUCGGCACACAUCAGGACGCCGCCAUCCCCGUCGCCGUCGCUGCUCCUUCCACCGCCACCAACUCCACCGCCAACACCGAACGCCAACGCCUCACCCAAACAGAUAUUUUCCAGCGAAUACAAAAAGUCGUCAUCCGUUUCUACACCGGAGUUCGCGUCGGAGUGCGGAAUUUUUGAGCUGAUUUUUGGAGAGGAAAAGACGCCGUCGCAGUCGACGGAGACAAGUCAACUAUCUUCACCCGGUGUUUUGCCAUCGAGAAAAUCCGAUGACGGUUUUGACUCGUCGGCGGCGAGGAUAUGGCAACCGCCGGCGAUAAAACCGAGGAAUGUGGAGAAAGGAAGUAAAUUAGUGGUCACCGGAUUAGCUUCUCUUUUCAAAGAGAAAGCAUGAAGGAAUAAACAAAUUUUGGAAUUAUUUUUUUUUUCUUUUCCUUUUCCCCCUUUACUCGGUUCCCCGAGUUAAAAAAAAAAGAAAAAAGAAAAAUUAUAUGUAAAAAAGAAUGCAGAUAUUAUAAGGAAAUCCUUUCUCAUCCUACUUCAUAAAUUUAAUUAUAAUUUUGUUGGC
This is a messenger RNA of Cynara cardunculus var. scolymus (artichoke), 1927 nucleotides long. RefSeq lists its product as uncharacterized. The coding region runs from base 494 to 1753 and encodes 419 amino acids. The transcript is spliced from 3 exons. The record is from RefSeq and is a predicted model, not a curated record. Lineage: Eukaryota; Viridiplantae; Streptophyta; Magnoliopsida; Asterales; Asteraceae.